Mobula hypostoma (lesser devil ray) is the source of this 4132-nucleotide messenger RNA. Its product is annotated as fibroblast growth factor-binding protein 2-like. Gene Ontology annotation, biological process: cell-cell signaling. Gene Ontology annotation, molecular function: growth factor binding. The transcript has 2 exons. The record is from RefSeq and is a predicted model, not a curated record. The coding region runs from base 359 to 1090 and encodes 243 amino acids. NCBI's taxonomy places the organism in Eukaryota, Metazoa, Chordata, Chondrichthyes, Myliobatiformes, Myliobatidae.
UUAGCCGAGUUUAAACUGAGACAUGGGUCUCACGCUCCUGAAGCUCAGGGAAUCGUCUUUAGCAAGGAGAAAAAUCGAACGAGUUUUCAUUCGUUUCAUUCGACGUUGGUGGAUAGAGUAGAGUUGCCACAACUAUUCCCCCCACCCCCCAUGGCUGGGAGGAAUAGUAAGGGAGGGGUUUUCUGGGCAGUUCUGACCAAUCGUCGACGCAUUCAAGUCACUGUUUUGUAUAAAAUCUGCUUUCCUAAAGGUGAUACUGCGGUCCUGUAAGUCAGUUACUGAGCGAAUUACUGGGCGGAAGGAAAUUUCGCUUUCCCGGACCUAUCAUUAAUUGCGGUUUUCCAUUCCAACCCAAACCAUGAAGUUCAUGUGCAUUGUGUCCUUGUUUCUCUUCCUCCUGUGUCUCACCUUUUCCCCGGGAGAAGGGGCAAAGAGCGCAGACGGCAGCGAACUGUUAAAUCGGCUGAGUAAAAAGCGAAAAGGCAAAUUGUUGGCAACCAAAGGUGCGCUGACCACGAAAGACGAUCACGCGUGUACCUGGAAUGUCACUGGGGAGGAGGAGCUAGUACUGCAAAUCAGCUGUAGUUACCAAGGCGGUAGCUAUUCGUGUAACUACACCGGCAGGCCGCAGUCCUGCCCCACUUACAACUCUAAAGCCUUCCAGUACUGGAAACAGGUGAUCAGCAAGGUGAAGAAGAAGAAACAUGCCUGCGAGGGAGAUAAAAGCUUGAAGGCGCGCGUCUGUAAAAAGGCGCCGACAGAAUCUCAAAUGAAGCUGCAGGCGAAGAGUUGGGACACGAGGAAGAGGAGGGACAAGGUUCACUUGAAGGGCGCCGGGCGCAGGAGGGCUUUGGGGAAAGUGGCGACUGAGAACGCCUUUGCCUCGGAGAGCGUUAACUCUACCGAAACCCGAUCUGAAAAGAACUGGGGCAAAUCUGGAGCCCCUGAAUCCUCAAAGAGCGAGGACCCAAACACAUUGGGCGAAAUGAGAGACGAUGACCCCGAGGUCCAAGAGGAGCUGUCCCGUGCCUACUGUGCCGAGAAGUGGCACUCGCUUUGCUCGUUUUUUGUCAACUUGUGGAAUGGCUAGUCUCACACAUGUGAUUCCUUUCCACAGAGGAACCCUUGUGUUCAGUCCUGCGUAUAACCAACCAUAUAAAACGCCAUCUUCUCCCACUGUGGUUAAUAUUCAUUCACGAAAACUACAAAAUAGCUCUUACACAGACAUACGUCUUAAUACAACUGACUCGUCAAAUGCUAAACAGACUUACAGCUGUAGCAAGCUUUUAACUGAAAAAAUUUAACAUUGUGGUAAUAGAUUUAACCUUCUAACGUGUACAUAGAGUGUUUUAACUCGGUCAUGUAAGGUAUAAGAUUAAAGACCAGUGUUUGACUGAAUACCGACUGCGGUCUGUGAUACAUAGCAAUGCAGAGAGCGAGGGCGCGAGGGUGAAGUGUUUUUACUUGAAGAGACUGAGGACUUUGGAAUCCGAAGCAGGAACAAACCCCCUGGAGGAGUUCAGCGGGUCAGGCGGCAUCUGCCAGGGAAAUGAAUAGUCGACGUUUUGGGUCGAGACUCUUCAUCCGGACUGCCACAGUGAGAGAGGGUCUCACAAAAUUUAGAUGAAGAUACGCGACUAGAAAAUUUGACUGUCCAUUUCCCUCCACAAUAAAAUAAGAUAGGGAAAUUAAAUACUGCUCGGCUGCAUCCCCCCUCUCUCCACUAUUCCAAUUUGGAGUUUGCAGUAUUUGUUUAUAUUUGAAUAGACUGUCAUUUGUGUGUGUGUGUGUGUGUGUGUGUGGGGGGGAUGUAUGCACGAAUAAUCGCAGAACAUAAUUAAGGUCCGGUGCUCAAACGUGUUGGGAAGCUUGCGGCAUCUGUGAGGGAUCGUCACUGCGGGCUGUCAAUGUGGAACCGGCACUGUGAAAGUGUGCGUGUGGUGCUGACAGUGUAGAACUGCGCUCGAGCAUGGCCCGGUAUGUACAUUCUUACAACAUUAGCUACAUUUAAGGGCAGCGCAAAUCAUUCCGAGACCAACGCUGCCAGGUCAUCUCACUCCGACAGCGCUUGGAUCUCGGGGCGUUCAUUCUGUCUUUUAAAUGAUGGGGAACACACAUGUUGCGGGCCAAGACCCUUCAUCAGUCCCCAUACCCUCCACAGAAGUUGUCUGAUUUGCUGACGUCCUCUAGCAUUUUGUGCGUGUUGCUCACGAUUUCCAUCAUCUGCGGAAUCUCUUGUGUUCAGUUGGUGGGGCAUUGCCUUCACAGUGUUUCCCUGGUGCUGACAGUGCCUGCUGGCGAGCUCCGGUUAACAUUGUAGAAAAUGGCCAUUGAAAGAGGCAGAGAACUGAAUAAACAAGACCUCCUGCCGCUCUCUGCGCGCCGAGUCCGGGGCAGGAACUAGAUCUCACUGAGGUUUCCCAGAGGGACAGCUGGGCGCUGACCCCGGUUCGGCAACUCCUUCCUCUGUGGCCUGACCAAAGUAAGGGACCUGUUAAUGACCUGGUUUUCACAUAAGCAAAAACAAUACUAAUUUAUUUCAAUCGACAUCAGUUUUAACCAUUUUACGAUUAUUUUCAUUCUUUCUAAAUAUUUAUUAUCAAGGGCAUCUAACAUCUUGCAUUUCCCCCCAAUGGUUUAAGAGAAAGCGCCGCUGGGGACGGGGCGGAGGGUCUAAACCUUGUUUGGACAGAGGGUCUUGGGACCAGUUGCCCGAGUCCUGGUCGCCUUCGAGGUCAUGUAAAUGUAGAGCGUGAGCUGCGGUUCUGGGCAAUGAUCCUGGUUCGGAAAUAUUCCCCGCAGUGCCUCGUUUAAAAGGUGCUGGCCGACUGAAGGUCACGCAAACACACACACAUGGUUACUGCCAACUAAGAAUUGAAUUGAAUUGAAUUGACUUUAUUUCCUUCACAUACAUGAGGAGUAAAUAUCUUCAUGUUACGUCUCCGUCUAAAUGUGCAAUGUGCAAUCAUAGUAAUUUAUAAUAAAUAGAACAGUCAAUGUAACACUUAAAUCAGUAUGAGUUAAUCAGUCUGAUGGCCUGGUGGAAGAAGCUGUCUCGGAGCCUGUUGGUCCUGGCUUUUAUGCUGCGGUACCGUUUCCCGGAUGGUAGCAGCUGGAAUAGAUGGUGGUUGGGAUGACUUGGGUCCCCAGUGAUCCCUCGGGCCCUUUUCACCCACCUGUCUUUGUAAAUGUCCUGAAUGAUGGGAAGUUCACAUCUACAGAUGCGCUGGGCUGUCUGCACCACUCUCUGCAGAGUCCUGCAAUUGAGGGAAGUACAAUUCCAUACCAGGCAGUGAUGCAGCCGGUCAGGAUGCUCUCACUUGUGCCCCUGUAGAAAGUUCUUAGGAUUUGGGGGCCCGUACCAAACUUCCUCAACAGUCUGAGGCUAUUGUGCCUUUUUCACCACACAGCUGGUGUGUACAGAGCAUGUGAGAUCCUCAGUGAUGUUUCUGCCAAGGAACUUAAAUCUGUUCACCCUCUCAAUCCCAGGUCCAUUGAUGUCAACAGGGGUUAGCCCAUCUCCAUUCCUCCUGUAAUCUACAACCAGCUCCUUUGUUUUUGUGAUAUUGAGGGAGAGGUUGUUUUCUUGACACCACUGUCUCAGAGAGAUGACUUCUUCUCUGUAGGCCACCUUAUUAUUGUUUGAGAUUAGGCCAAUCAAUGUAGUGUCAUCGGCAAAUUUAAUUAGCAGAUUAGAGCUGUGGGUGGUAACACAGUCAUGGGUAUACAGGGAUUAAAGGAGGGGACUUAAUACACAGUCCUGAGGGGUUCCUGUGUUGAGAGUCAGAAGGGCAGAGGUGAGGGAGCUCACUCUUACCACCUGCCGGCGAUGUGACAGGAAGUCCAGGAUCCAGCUGCACAAGGUGGGGUCUAGGCUGAGGUCUCUGAGUUUCCCGUCAAGCCUGGAGGGAAUUAUGGUGUUAAAUACUGAACUGUAGUCCAAGAACAGCACUCUCACACAAGCAUCCUUCUCCAGCUGUGUAAGGACAGUAUGCAGAACAGUGGCUAUUGCGUCGUCUGUCGGGCAGCAUUUAUGGAGAGGAAUAAACGGUAGAUGUUUCUGGCUGAGACCCUAUAUCAGGACUGGAAAGAAAGUAGGGGAGGGGGGAAGAGGCGAGAAUGAGAAGGUAGA